This is a messenger RNA of Talaromyces rugulosus, 1464 nucleotides long. RefSeq lists its product as uncharacterized. The transcript has 4 exons. Gene Ontology annotation, molecular function: protein-lysine N-methyltransferase activity; protein binding. NCBI's taxonomy places the organism in Eukaryota, Fungi, Ascomycota, Eurotiomycetes, Eurotiales, Trichocomaceae. Gene Ontology annotation, cellular component: nucleus. The coding region runs from base 1 to 1464 and encodes 487 amino acids. Gene Ontology annotation, biological process: peptidyl-lysine monomethylation. The record is from RefSeq and is a predicted model, not a curated record.
AUGCCGACUAGCCAUUUUCCAGAUGCUGGCAGCUUCCAACGCCAGAGCGAUGAGUUCGCUGCGUGGCUCUCGCAGCAACCGGGGGUGAAGCUGAGUCCAAAGAUUCGGAUUUCAGACUUGAGGGCCCAGGGGUCUGGUAGAGGCGUUGGUAUGUUUGCACUUCCUCUCUUAGUCGCCAGCUCCGACAUCGAAGAAGGAGAAGAGCUGUUCUCCAUUCCACGCAACAUAAUCCUCACCGUCCAAAACUCGCGUCUCAACAAUCACAUUCCUCAGGAGCUGGCGGAGCUCGGUCCAUGGCUCUCACUCAUCUUAGUGAUGAUCCAUGAGAACUUGCUACGAGACCAAUCUAUUUGGAAGCCGUAUUUCCACGUUCUCCCGACUGAAUUUGACACGUUAAUGUUCUGGACGGGUCAAGAGCUGUCUAGUCUUCAAGCAAGUGCUAUUCUCGACAAAAUUGGCAAGCAGGAAGCGGAACAAUCUAUCCUAGAGACACUUCUACCCGUCGUACGGUCCCAUGCCCACCUCUUCCCAUCUACCCCUGAGAUUCCAUCCUUCGACGGCGAUGCAGGCGCAAGGUCACUUCUCCAAAUGGCACACCGAAUGGGCUCUUUGAUUAUGGCAUAUGCCUUUGAUAUUGAAAAAGGUGAAGAUGAAGAAGAAGCUGGUGAAGAUGGAUAUCUCACAGACGACGAGGAUCAACUGCCAAAAGGCAUGGUGCCUUUGGCAGAUCUUCUCAAUGCCGAUGCAGAUAGGAACAACGCACGACUGUUUCAGGAAGAGACAUCACUCGUUAUGCGAGCCAUCAAGCCCGUCAAGGCUGGAGAUGAGUUGUUUAACGACUACGGCGAGAUCCCACGGGCUGAUCUUCUUCGGAGAUAUGGGUACAUCACUGACAACUACACCAAAUACGACGUUGUUGAAUUGCCUCUACCCCUGAUCUGCCAAGCUGCUGGGCUUGAGGAUGUUGAAAGCAAACCCUAUCCUCAGCUUGAGUUCCUAGAGCAAUUAGAGGUACUCGAAGAUGGCUAUUGUGUUCCGCGAGCCCUGCCAGAUGAGUCACUGCAAGAUAUCUUACCGUAUGAGCUUCUUGUCCUUCUCAAGGUCCUGACUCUUAACGGAGAAGAGCUGCAGCAGCACCAUGAGAAGAACAAGCCUCCGAAACCGUCAUUGGGCAGCCACGAAGCACAGAUUCUUCUCAAUGCAGUGCAGGCGAAAAUGUCUCAAUACGCAACGAGCAUUGAGCAGGAUCUUCAAACGCUGCAACAACUUGCCCCGAUAUCAGGGCUAGAUACUUCUACGCGCCGUCACAAAAUGGCAAUACAGGUCCGCGUCGGGGAAAAGGAAGUACUGCAUCAAUUGUACCUGAUGCUGGCAAGUCUAAUUCCCAGUGAUGCGCAAGCAACAAAGAAACGCGCAGCAGACACAACUCUCCAGGGACUACAACACAAGAAAGGGAGAAAUUAG